Messenger RNA from Carcharodon carcharias (great white shark), 1429 nucleotides. RefSeq names its product transmembrane protein 151B-like. Bases 5 to 1429 code for a protein of 474 amino acids. The record is from RefSeq and is a predicted model, not a curated record. The transcript is spliced from 2 exons. Lineage: Eukaryota; Metazoa; Chordata; Chondrichthyes; Lamniformes; Lamnidae.
GAUAAUGCAGAGCGUGUCGGCGGCGGUGAAUGGAGGAGCCACCCCGAGCCUACAAGAUGCCAGAGAGGAGCAGCGGCCCUUGAAACAGUCCCUGAGUGGUUCGCUGUGCCGGGAGUCUCACUGGAAAUGCCUCGUCCUGACCCUCCUGAUGUACGGCUGCUUCGGCGUGGUGACCUGGUGCCACCUGUCCAAGGUGACCCGACUGGCCUUCAACAAACCAUAUGGCGGUGAGUCGAUGAUCUACCAUGAGAGCCCCUGCUCCAGUGGCUACGUGUACAUCCCCCUGGCCUUCCUCAUGAUGCUCUACGUGGUAUACCUGGUGGAGUGCUGGCACUGCUACACCAAGAACGAGAUGCAGCACAAGGUCGACGUCAACAGUGUAUACGAGCGGAUCCAACGCCUCCAACAGGCCACCCCCUGCAUCUGGUGGAAGGCCAUCAGCUACCACUACAUCCGGAGGACCCGGCAGGUCACGCGCUACCGCAACGGCGAUGCCUACACCACCACGCAGGUCUACCACGAGCGGGUCAACACCCACCUCUCCGAGUCAGAGUUCGAUUACUCCCGGCACGGGGUCAGGGACAUCUCCAAGGAGCUGCUGGGCCUCAGCGAGUACCCGGCCACCAAGCUCCGCUUCACCAAGUGCUUCAGCUUUGCCAGCGCCGAGUCAGAGACCUCCUACCUGACCCAGCGGGCCCGCUUCUUCAGCGAGAACGAGGGCCUGGACGACUACAUGGAGGCCCGCGAGGGGAUGCACUUGAAGAACGUUGACUUCAAGGAGCACAUGGUGGCCUUCUCUGACCCCAAGAACCCACCCUGGUACGUCUCCCGCUACAUCUUCUGGACGCUCUCCUUCCUGGUGCUCUCGUGGCCGCUCCGGGUUUUGGCUGAGUACCGCACGGCCUACGUCCACUAUCACGUGGAGAAGCUCUUCGGCCUGGACGAGGGGCUGCUGCUGACCCCCGAGGAGGCCGGGCCCUACGGACGCCGCAUCUCCCGGGUCAACACCAUCGACAUGACCGAGCUGGAGUGGCACAUCCGCUCCAACCAGCAGCUGGUGCCCAGCUACUCGGAGGCCAUGCUGAUGGAGGCCUCGUCCUCCUCCUCCGCUGCCUACCUGCAGCGGUGCCAGCGCUGCCGGCGGACGGUCAGCAGCUCCUCGCUGCCCUCCCGCGAGCCGGCCGCCCGCCUGCCCUUCAGCCGCAGCCGCUUCUCGCUGGGCCGGCUGCAGAGCUCAGGCCGGGCCUGCCUCUUCCGCAGCCUGAGCGGGCGCUUCGGCGGGGAGGGUGGGGGCGGCCUCUCGGCCGAGGACCCCCCCUCCUACCAGGACGCCAUUUACUUCCCGCGCCUCAUCGUGCAUGCGGGCAGCGGUUGCCGAGGGCACCGGCCCCGGCAACAGGACGGGCCGGGGCCGGACACUCUGCUGUGA